Molecule: messenger RNA, 5281 nt
Organism: Coregonus sp. 'balchen'
Lineage: Eukaryota; Metazoa; Chordata; Actinopteri; Salmoniformes; Salmonidae
Source: the annotation of a GenBank genome assembly
AUCCUGGAGAGUACCCAGGAGGACCAUGCAGACAGCGGGCCCCUGAGAGAGGCCCUGGAGCGGGCCGAGGAGCUGUGUACUCAGGUCAACGAGGGGGUCAGGGAGAAGGAGAACUGUGAGAGGUUGGAGUGGAUACAGACACACGUACAGUGUGAGGGAGUCACAGAGGUACACACACACACACAUACUGUACACAUACACACAACCACACACACACACACCGUAUACACACAACCACACACCUACAUACACACAACCACACACACACACACCUACAUACACACAACCACACACACACACACACACACACCUACAUACACACAACCACACACACACACACACACACACCUACAUACACACAACCACACACACACACACACCUACAUACACACAACCACACACACACCUACAUACACACACCGUAUACACACACCGUAUACACACACCGUAUAGACACACCGUAUAGACACACCUACAUACACACACAGUAUACACACACCGUAUACACACACCGUAUACACAUACUAUCUGUGUAUCUGACUCACUCACUCUAACGCACACACAACCUCACACACACACACCUACAUACACACACCGUAUACACAUACUAUCUGUGUAUCUGACUCACUCACUCUAACGCACACACAACCACACACCUCUGUAACCUGUCUCUCCCCUGCAGAACUUUGUGUUUAACUCUCUGACUAACUGCCUGGGGCCUCGUAAGCUGCUGCACAGUGGGAAGGUGUACAAGAUGAAGAGCAAUAAGGAGCUGUGGGCCUUCCUCUUCAAUGACUUCCUACUGCUCACCCACGCUGCCAAACAGUUCAGCUCCUCAGGACCAGACAGACUCUUCACCAGCAAGAACAGCACACAACUUAAGAUGUACAAGCCGGUGAGAGACACACACACACACACACACACACACACACACACACACGCCACGCUCACACACACAUAUUAGUUCCAAAUGGAGUUCCAAAAUCAUUCCUUACCCCAGGAUACUUCAACGGGUGACUAUCAUUCCUUACCCCAGGAUACUUCAACGGGUGACUAUCAUUCCUUACCCCAGGAUACUUCAACGGGUGACUAUCAUUCCUUACCCCAGGAUACUUCAACGGGUGACUAUCAUUCCUUACCCCAGGAUACUUCAACGGGUGACUAUCAUUCCUUACCCCAGGAUACUUCAACCGGUGACUAUCAUUCCUUACCCCAGGAUACUUCAACCGGUGACUAUCAUUCCUUACCCCAGGAUACUUCAACCGGUGACUAUCAUUCCUUACCCCAGGAUACUUCAACGGGUGACUAUCAUUCCUUACCCCAGGAUACUUCAACGGGUGACUAUCAUUCCUUACCCCAGGAUACUUCAACGGGUGACUAUCAUUCCUUACCCCAGGAUACUUCAACGGGUGACUAUCAUUCCUUACCCCAGGAUACUUAAACGGGUGACUAUCAUUCCUUACCCCAGGAUACUUCAACAGGUGACUAUCAUUCCUUACCCCAGGAUACUUCAACCGGUGACUAUCAUUCCUUACCCCAGGAUACUUCAACGGGUGCCUAUCAUUCCUUACCCCAGGAUAUUUCAACGGGUGCCUAUCAUUCCUUACCCCAGGAUACUUCAACGGGUGACUAUCAUUCCUUACCCCAGGAUACUUCAACGGGUGACUAUCAUUCCUUACCCCAGGAUACUUCAACAGGUGCCUAUCACUCCUUACCCCAGGAUACUUCAACGGGUGACUAUCAUUCCUUACCCCAGGAUACUUCAACGGGUGACUAUCAUUCCUUACCCCAGGAUACUUCAACGGGUGACUAUCAUUCCUUACCCCAGGAUACUUCAACGGGUGACUAUCAUUCCUUACCCCAGGAUACUUCAACGGGUGACUAUCAUUCCUUACCCCAGGAUACUUCAACGGGUGCCUAUCAUUCCUUACCCCAGGAUAUUUCAACGGGUGCCUAUCAUUCCUUACCCCAGGAUACUUCAACGGGGUGGACUAUCAUUCCUUACCCCAGGAUACUUCAACGGGUGACUAUCAUUCCUUACCCCAGGAUACUUCAACGGGGGGACUAUCAUUCCUUACCCCAGGAUACUUCCAACGGGUGACUAUCAUUCCUUACCCCAGGAUACUUCAACCGGUGACUAUCAUUCCUUACCCCAGGAUACUUCAACCGGUGACUAUCAUUCCUUACCCCAGGAUACUUCAACCAGUGACUAUCAUUCCUUACCCCAGGAUACUUCAACCGGUGACUAUCUAGGAGAAUAAAGAAAAAGGAGCUCUGUGUUUCUGCAGCAUAGAGCUGAUUUAUUUAUUGACAGGACAAACAAACAGGCUUACCUUUCUAUGUAAUCGCCUUCAUCAGAGCCUUGGGUAGGAAAGGCUGGGAGUUACCUAUAAACAGGCUUACCUUUCUAUGUAAUCGCCUUCAUCAGAGCCUUGGGUAGGAAAGGCUGGGAGAUACCUAUAAACAGGCUUACCUUUCUAUGUAAUCGCCUUCAUCAGAGCCUUGGGUAGGAAAGGCUGGGAGUUACCUAUAAACAGGCUUACCUUUCUAUGUAAUCGCCUUCAUCAGAGCCUUGGGUAGGAAAGGCUGGGAGGAUACCUAUAAACAGGCUUACCUUUCUAUGUAAUCGCCUUCAUCAGAGCCUUGGGUAGGAAAGGCUGGGAGGUACCUAUAAACAGGCUUACCUUUCUACGUAAUCGCCUUCAUCAGAGCCUUGGGUAGGAAAGGCUGGGAGAUACCUAUAAACAGGCUUACCUUUCUAUGUAAUCGCCUUCAUCAGAGCCUUGGGUAGGAAAGGCUGGGAGAUACCUAUAAACAGGCUUACCUUUCUAUGUAAUGGCCUUCAUCAGAGCCUUGGGUAGGAAAGGCUGGGAGAUACCUAUAAACAGGCUUACCUUUCUAUGUAAUCGCCUUCAUCAGAGCCUUGGGUAGGAAAGGCUGGGAGAUACCUAUAAACAGGCUUACCUUUCUAUGUAAUCGCCUUCAUCAGAGCCUUGGGUAGGAAAGGCUGGGAGUUACCUAUAAACAGGCUUACCUUUCUAUGUAAUCGCCUUCAUCAGAGCCUUGGGUAGGAAAGGCUGGGAGGUACCUACACAGCCUUUUGUUGAAGAUGGGCUGAAGCGUGUUUGGGUAGACUUUCUUUCUGUGUAUAAUGUCAUGGUUAUGAGAGGCUAAUGAAGCAUGUUGUUUCCUCCUGUAGCCGGUGUUCCUCAACGAGAUUCUAGUGAAGCUGCCUGAUUCCUCCAGUGAAGAGCCCUUCUUCCACAUCUCCCACCUAGACAGAGUCUACAGCCUCAAAACAGAGAACAUCAACGAGAGGUGUACACAUACACAUCUCACACACACACACAUCUCACACACACACGACACACACAUGCACAAACACAAAUGCCACACACACUUCUAUGCAGGCACUCGCUCAUGGUGUGUGUGUGUGUUCUCCGUUCUGCAGGACGGCCUGGGUUCAGAAGAUCAAAGCUGCAUGUGCAGACUUCUUCGAGACGGAUAAGAAGAAGAGAGCAAAGGCCUACCAAGGUCAGCCUCCACGCACGCACACACACACACACACACACGCACGCACGCACGCACACACACACACGCAACACCAGUGACCUAGUAGUAUUCUGACUCCUCCUCCACUGUAUUUGGACUCCUCCUCCUCCGUAUUCUGACUCCUCCUCCUCUGUAUUCUGACCCCUUCUCUUCUGUAUUCUGACCCCUCCUCUCUGUAUUCUGACCCCUCCUCUCUGUAUUCUGACCCCUCCUUCUCUGUAUUCUGACCCCUCCUCCUCUGUAUUCUGACUCCUCCUCCUCUGUAUUCUGACUCCUCCUCCUCUGUAUUCUGACUCCUCCUCUUCUGUAUUCUGACUCCUCCUCCUCUGUAUUCUGACCCCUCCUCUCUGUAUUCUGACCCCUCCUCUCUGUAUUCUGACCCCUCCUCCUCUGUAUUCUGACUCUUCCUCCUCUGUAUUCUGACUCCUCCUCCUCUGUAUUAUUAUUAUAUUAUAUUCUGACUCCUACUCCUCUGUAUUCUGACUCCUACUCCUCUGUAUUCUGACUCCUACUCCUCUGUAUUCUGACUCCUCCUCCUCUGUAUUCUGACUCCUCCUCCUCUGUAUUCUGACUCCUCCUCCUCUGUAUUAUUAUUAUAUUAUAUUCUGACUCCUACUCCUCUGUAUUCUGACUCCUACUCCUCUGUAUUCUGACUCCUCCUCCUCUGUAUUCUGACUCCUCCUCCUCUGUAUUCGGACCCCUCCUCCUCUGUAUGUCUACAGCUCGUUCUCUGAAGGCCAGUGGAAUCGGCCGUCUGUUAGUCACCAUCCUGGAGGCCACUGAACUGAAGUCCUGCAAACCCAACGGUAAGGCUUAUACACAUCAUACAUAGUUUACCCACACAGCAGACAUGAACUAGUACCAUCUAACCACAGGAUGAGUGUUUACAUUGUAACACUGUAACUCAUGUACAGUCUGAAUUUAUCCUUUGGGCACUGGUAUGGAAUAAAACCCUUCUCCUUUCUCCUCCUCCAUCCCUCCCACUCCUCUCCUCCUCCUCCUCCUCCUCCUCCUCCCCCCUAGGUAAGAGUAACCCUUACUGCGAGGUGACCAUGGGAGCUCAGAUCUACACCUCCAGGACCCUGAGUGACACGGUCAACCCCAAGUGGAACUUCAACUGUCAGUUCAACAUCCAAGACCUGUACCAGGAUGUCCUCUGCAUCACCAUCUUCCAGAGGGACCAGUUCUCCCCUGACGGUCAGCACACACACACACACACACACACACACACACACACACACAGGAAACAAGACACUCUGGCCGCGUUGGCCAGACAGACUACAUUCAGACGCAUGCCAGAUCUCACAAUGCUUGGAUAGGUAUUUAACAUAUCAGCUAACCACAUCAUUUGAUAUAGCAAUCUGAUGCAGGACUGUGCAGUCCAUGGUGUGGGACAUAACCAUUGGUUGAUGCAAUUCAAGUGCAACGUCUGCAAUCUAGUAGGCCUGGAACACAACCUCUAUCUAUAGGGAAUGUGUCAGACGGCUAACUAGUCAGACGGCUAACUAGUCUCUCAGACUGUUAACUAGUCUCUCAGAUUGCUAACUUGUCUCCUCUCGGCCGUUACCCAGACUUCCUGGGUCGUACGGAGGUUCCCGUGGCAACCAUAAAGAAGGAGUUGGAGAACAAGGGGCUAGUGACGCGCCGCUUGCUGCUCCACGAGGUCCCCACUGGAGAGGUGUGGGUCCGCCUCGACCUGCAGCUCUUCCAACACAGUGAAUCCAAAUAA